AUGAACCAAGUUCGGGAAUUGAACAUUGGCAAGGGCUCAAGCUCUGUAGAAAUAGUGCCGAAGCAGCUUUCUGAGACGGAUUUGAAAGAACACGAAUUUCCCGUAGUGAGAAUCGAAGAAUUCGCAGGCUCCAGUGAAGAAACUCCAAUCAAGAGCCGUAGAAAAAAUGCUAAGACGUUGAAACCGAAACUGUCAACACCCCAUGCUCUCAGUGCUGAAGCUGUAGUUACCGACUCACCGAGUGGGAGCAGUCGCAGACGCCGCUCUAGCAGUCGAACCUCUAGCAAGAAUUUGAAGAGCACGACGGAUAUAUCACCCGCAUCCAUGAUUUUCAGAAAUCUACUGAUUUUAGAAGAUGACCUAAGACGCCAGGCACGCGAACAGAAGAUCUUGAAGUGGCAGUUUACCGUGUUCCUCUCGGUACUGGUGGGCAUCGCAGCCUCCGCGUUUUACGAGCUCUACUUCUCCCAAGAGACUGUGCGGGGAAUAUAUAAGGUGGUACUGCAGUUUCUGCUCAUAUUUAUCCUAGUGACAGUGGUGCUUUUCCACCUGAGUGGCGAGUACCGCCGCACCAUCGUGAUACCCCGCAAAUUCUUCACGUCCACGAACAAAGGCAUUCGGCAAUUCAAUGUCAAACUUGUCAAGGUGAGAAGUACCGUGCCAGACUUGACUAUAGAUCUUGUUCGCUGGAUAUGCCGCGUGGCCGCGGCUGCUAACCUGGCAUUGGCCGGUAAGUUGCUACCUGCAAGGGUAGCAGAGAAGAACUGGCUCGUGCGCCUUUGGGAGUCGGUGGCUCUGCGGUCUCAGCCGCGCAUUGGGGCCAUCGACGUGAAACUGGUCCUGAAUCCAAGAGCGUUCAGCGCGGAGGUUCGUGAGGGCUGGGAAAUUUAUAGAGAUGAAUUUUGGGCACGAGAGGGUGCCCGCAGGCGAAAACAAGUGAACGACCAAGAUAGGUGA
This is a messenger RNA of Lachancea dasiensis, 957 nucleotides long. The record is from the annotation of a GenBank genome assembly. NCBI's taxonomy places the organism in Eukaryota, Fungi, Ascomycota, Saccharomycetes, Saccharomycetales, Saccharomycetaceae.